This is a messenger RNA of Rotaria sp. Silwood2, 1494 nucleotides long. The record is from the annotation of a GenBank genome assembly. Lineage: Eukaryota; Metazoa; Rotifera; Eurotatoria; Philodinida; Philodinidae.
AUGUCACAUACAAAUCGACAUGUUCAAUUAGAUGAAGUUUGGACAAAAUUAUUAGAUGGUAUUAAUCAUGUUUAUCAAUUUCAAGCAAUGAAAAAAUCAGCUUAUUUUUUACUUUAUACUCAUGUCUAUAAUUAUUGUAUAAGUAAUCCAAAUCAAUCACGAACAUCUGCAUCUAAUACGAGAGGACAAAUAGGAGGUUUAUCAAGAUCAAAUGGACAAGAUGGAGCAAAUAUUGUUGGAGGAGAAUUAUAUAAUAAAUUAAAAUAUUAUUUAAAAGAUUAUCUAAAAGAUAUUUGUCAAAGUGGAACUGAUUUACAAGGCGAAGAUGUACUUCGAUUUUAUACAAAUCGUUGGGAAAAAUAUCAAUUUUCAAGUAAAGUAAUGAAUGAUUUUUGUUCAUAUAUUAAUCGACAUUGGGUACAAAGAGAAUAUAAUUCCGGACGAAAAGAUGUCUAUGAUAUAUAUACUAUGGCUAUGGAUACAUGGCAAAAAGUUGUUUUUCAACCAUUGCAUAAACAAGUUACACAUGCUUGUCUUGAUUUAAUUAAAUCAGAACGUAAUAAUGAAAUUAUAAAUACUCGUUUAAUUAGUGGCGUUAUUCAAAGUUAUGUUGCACUUGGUUUUACUGAAGAUGGAACAAAUAAUAAUCAAAUGACAGCACCAACAUUGACAAUAUAUAAAGAUUUUUUUGAAGUACAAUUUAUAUUGGAUACAGAACAAUUCUAUCGAUUAGAAGCAGCUACAUUUCUUGUGCAUAAUUCUGUUACAGAAUAUCUUAAAAAAGUUGCACAACGUCUUGAUGAAGAAGUACAUCGUGUACAAUCAUAUUUACAUCCAUCAACAUUAUCAUUUUUGAUUAAAAAAGUUGAAGAAGUUCUUAUACGUGAUCAACUUGAUGUUAUUUAUACAGAAGCUAAAAUACUUCUUCGGGAUGAAAGAUAUCAAGAUUUAGCACUUCUCUUCAGAUUAGUUAAUCGAAUAACAAAUGCAACUAAUGAAUUGAAAAAAAUUGUUGAAAAUCAUGUCUAUGAAAUGGGUAUACAUACUAUUGAACGUGUUAGUGGAACAGCAAUUAAUGAUCCGAAAGUUUAUAUCGAAACAGUUAUUGAUAUUCACAAGAAAUUCUUAAAACUUGUACAAGAAUCUUUUAAUGGUGAGCAAGGUUUUACUGCUGCUCUUGAUAAAGCUUGUGGUAAAUUUAUCAAUAAUAAUGUCGUAACACAAACAGCUGGUAGUACAACUAAAUCACCUGAAUUAUUAGCUCGAUAUUGUGAUGCAUUACUUCGAAAAUGUAAAGCUGUUGAAGAAACUGAUCUUGAAGAAAAAUUCAAUCAAAUUAUGAUUGUUUUUAAUUAUAUUGAAGACAAAGAUGUUUUUCAAAAAUUCUAUGGUAAAAUGUUAGCAAAACGUUUAGUAGGUCAAUUAAGUGCUUCCGAUGAUUAUGAAGAAUCAAUGAUAUCAAAAUUAAAAGUAAAUAUUUUUAUCUCGAUAUAA